Rotaria sp. Silwood2 is the source of this 1026-nucleotide messenger RNA. Lineage: Eukaryota; Metazoa; Rotifera; Eurotatoria; Philodinida; Philodinidae. The record is from the annotation of a GenBank genome assembly.
AUGUCGGAUCAUGAAUCUAUUGGUGAAACAUCAUCUUGUGAUAAAAUAUCAUCAUCAAUAUUGACAAGUCAAUAUUCAUUUUGGUUGUAUAGAAAUGAAAAAAUCGAAUCAAUUAAUUUAUUUAUUCAACCAGUAUUAUCUGGUGAUAUAUAUGAUAUAAAAGUUUUAUUAAAUGAUUGUUUAAUAUUUCAACGUGCAUCUAUUGAUUAUUCAAUGUAUUUUUUUUCAUUUCGACCAAAUACUUGUUAUAUAAUUAAAUGUAAACAAGAUAUAAUAGGACAUGGAUCUAUUAAACAAUGGAAUAUAAAUGAUGAUGAUGGUAAAAUAACAUCAAUUAUAAUGAUUGGUCUUAUUUAUGUACGUUAUGAUUAUAGAAAAUUUGGUAUUGGAGAAUUAUUAACAAAUUAUAUUUUUAAUAUUAAUUCAGAAGAAAUAAAUUCAAUUAAUGCCAAUAUUUUAAUAGAACAUUUACCUUUUUAUAUUCGUUAUGAUUUUCAAGUAUCAUUUUCUUUAGUUGGUUUUGUUGGAAAACUUAGUCAAUUUUAUAAUAGAAAAAUUCAAAUUGAUGAAGAUAUAAAUAUAGAAUUAUAUGAAUUAUCUGAUAUACUUGAUAUAGCAAGUUAUGAUCAUAAAAUUUAUCCAACAUAUCGUAUUGAAUAUUUUGAACAAUUACGUGAACAUAUUUAUUCAAUAGCUGGUUAUGUUGCACGUUCAAAAAAAACAAAUUCUAUAUUAGGUUAUGUUAUUUUAAAUUUUAGUCAAUUAUUUAUUAAAUGUGGACCAUUAUAUGCUGAUAAUAUAAAUAUUGCUUUAUUAUUAUUAAAACGUUGUGCUUCAGAUUAUGAUGGAAUGAUGUUAAUAUCAAUACCAGAAUUAAAUAGAAAUGCUAUUCAAAUAUUUAAAUCAAAACAUUUUAAACAAACAGAUAUUCUUCAUAGAGUUUAUAAAGGAAAUCAAAUUUUUUUAAAUCAAUUCAUUUUUCAACGAAUUUGGGCUAUUACAGAUGAUUGGCUAUCAUUAAUUUGA